CCUAAAUAUAGUCAUGUGUGAUCUUGUUUGAUUUGUCUUAACAUAUAGAUUAUUAAUAUAUAAUUUCUAUAAUUUUUUAAUAUACAAAUUACAAGAUAAAAUGGAUUAAAGAAAUGUAUUGGAUGUGGAAUAGGUUCAGAGAUAAUGGGAGUCCAUUACUCGAGUAAUGGGCGCCCGGGUGAGAAGAAGAAGAAGAAGAAUUCGGCCCGGUUUAGGGGGUUCGAGCCCGCGAAACUAAUGCUUCUCGAGAGGACGGCGACGAUGACCCUUUCUUCGCUUGUUCAGGGGGGAUCCCAUGAAGAAAGAGAGCAUGGGGAUGGCGGUGAGGUUGGUGCCGCCGCCGCCGCCGCGGUGAAAGUUCAGAAAGUGUACCGGAGUUAUCGGACUCGCCGAGCCCUCGCGGAUUGCGCCAUCGUCGCCGAGGAGCUAUGGUGGAAGGCAUUAGACCUAGCAGCAUUGAACCAGAGUUCGGUGUCCUUCUUCAGCGAAGAGAAACCAGAGAGCGCCGUUUCUCGAUGGGCCAGAGCGCGUACGCGAGCUGCCAAGGUCGGGAAGGGCCUCUCCAAGGACGACAAGGCUCAGAAACUGGCCCUUCGCCAUUGGUUGGAAGCUAUUGAUGCGCGCCAUCGGUACGGACACAAUUUGCACCUCUACUAUAAUGUCUGGUUUCAAAGUGAAAGCCCUCAGCCUUUCUUCUACUGGUUGGAUGUGGGAGAUGGGAAAGAAGUCAAUCUCGAAAAGUGUUCAAGGGCAAAGUUGCAAGGCCAAUGCAUUCAAUAUCUUGGGCCCAAAGAGCGCGAACGUUAUGAAGUCAUGAUUAAAAAUGGGAAGCUUGUAUACAAGCGGAAUAACGUCUUUGUGGAGACAAUAGAAGGUUCAAAGUGGAUCUUUGUCCUUAGUACCUCACGGACAUUGUACGUGGGGAGGAAGGAGAAAGGCACAUUUCAACAUUCGAGCUUUUUAGCAGGUGCAGCUAUCACUGCUGCCGGAAGGCUGGUUGCCCGCGGCGGCGUUUUGGAGGCAAUUUGGCCUUAUAGCGGUCACUAUCUUCCAACCGAAGAGAACUUUGAAGAAUUUAUUAGCUUCUUAGAGGAGCACCGUGUAGAUCUCUCGAAUGUUAAGAGAUGUGCAGUUGAUGAUGACCGGGUUUCUUUCAAGGUAGUUCACGACGAGGGGAAACGCGCACCUACACAUCUUUCUGCUGCUAAACCCGACGAUGAUCACAAACCCAACGAUCAUUUGCCAAGCAAGUGGUCAACUGGAACGGGGCCACGCAUUGGGUGCGUAAGGGACUACCCUACAGAGCUACAAUUCAGGGCACUUGAACAGGUCAACCUGUCCCCUAGGGUGGCCAAUGGCGGCGCUGGGUUCUUGGACUAUGGUCCUGUCCCAUCGCCGUGGCCUAGCCCUAGAGUCAGACUGUCUCCUAAGAUUGCACACAUGGGGUUGCCUAGUCCUAGGCCUCUCACUCUCAUCCCAGCUUCAUCUAGUUGAAGACUAGCUACAACCUUUGUCACAUACGUAUUUUUUUAGUCAAACUAAAUAAACUUUGAUUAUUAAGAGAAAAGUUUUAGUUUGAGAUAAGGGGUUUUAAGAGAAAUGUUAGAGAGUUAAAGAUGUACGAUUGGAAUUUGUUUUGUUGAUAGAGAAAUUUUGCAUGUUACCUGUUUAUUUCUUUACAUAGAAUGAUUGCUUUUGAGAUUGACCUCGUUGCUUUCACGCAAUUGAUGAUUUAGAAACAAUGACCAUAGUAAUGCAUCUAAGGGGCUGUUUGUUUCAGUCUCUUAAUGGUUCAGAUGUCUGAAUGGUUCAGCACUUAAUGGUUCAGACUGUUUGUUUCAGCCUCUUAAUGGUUCAGAUGUCUGAAUGGUUAAGAGAUUUGCCUCUGAAUGAUUAAGUAUUAUACAGAGUCUGAAUGGUUAAGACCUCUUAUCUGAAUUGAUCAGACAUUUGCCUCUGAAUAGUUAAGUAAUAUACUAGCUCUUAAUGG
Molecule: messenger RNA, 1990 nt
Organism: Cuscuta campestris
Lineage: Eukaryota; Viridiplantae; Streptophyta; Magnoliopsida; Solanales; Convolvulaceae
Source: the annotation of a GenBank genome assembly